Messenger RNA from Colossoma macropomum (tambaqui), 1749 nucleotides. RefSeq names its product yippee-like 3 (gene ypel3). NCBI's taxonomy places the organism in Eukaryota, Metazoa, Chordata, Actinopteri, Characiformes, Serrasalmidae. The transcript has 5 exons. The coding region runs from base 413 to 772 and encodes 119 amino acids. The record is from RefSeq and is a predicted model, not a curated record.
UUUGGCACGCAUGACGUAUAUGAAACUACUUCAGUAAACAAACUCAGCUGCGCAAAUAUUUUUUUCGGUUGCGACGUAUUUCUGAGUGCUAACGUGACGGUUUUUGGAUUUAACGUCUUCGUUUUUCAGUCACGUACAGAAAUAAGCAGGGACCGCGCUGAAAACACGAACCGAAAAGGAGGGAAGUCGACGACAGCAGCAGCAGCAGCAGCGGCGCCUGCUUGUUUUGUUUGGUUGAGCGCUCCGAGUGCGCUGCUCGCCUCCACGCUUACUUGGUCGCUUGUUGCGGAAUCAUUUGUCUCUUCCCAACAGCAGACACUUCUGAUUCUGAUGCCUUUCCGUUGAUCGGACAUUAUUCUGGGGACAGCCCUGUUACUCUACCCUCGCAAGUCAUUUUAAAUCACGUUUAGCCAUGGUGAAACUGACUAAGGCCAAAACGUUCCAGGCGUACCUGGACUCCUGCCACCGCCGCUACAGCUGUAUCCACUGCCGCGCCCACCUGGCCAACCAUGAUGACCUCAUCUCCAAGUCGUUUCAAGGGAGCCAGGGACGUGCUUACCUGUUCAACUCUGUGGUAAAUGUAGGCUGUGGUCCAGCUGAGGAGAGACUGCUGCUGACUGGCCUUCAUGCUGUGGCUGACAUUUACUGUGAGAACUGCCACACCACUUUGGGCUGGAAAUAUGAGCAGGCUUUUGAGUUGAGUCAGAAGUAUAAGGAGGGGAAGUACAUUAUUGAACUUUCCCACAUGAUUAAAGACAAUGGCUGGGAUUAAGGCCUUCAGCGCUUGCCAUCGUACUCUGUCCACAGCUUAAAGCUUUGUCAAGAACAGCAUGAUGCGCCUUUUUUUCCUUUCCUUUUUUAUACAUGUAUAUUAUCUACAUUACUAUUGAGCACCUUUUUCCACUUUGAUAUCCUAAUGCACCAGUUUUACAUGUGAGGGGGAAGUGAGGAACGUUUUGAAGACCCAUGAGAGAUGGAGAUGUACAUACAUGGAUGUGAGAAAUAGUGAUUGUUUGCAGCCACUUAAUCUCCAAAACCGUGUUGGGAAUACACAAGUUCUCAUUUCCAGCCCAUUAAGUGCAAUUCACAAGGCUGGAACAAAAGUUGAGGUCCAGUCACAAGUUUUCCCUUUUACUUUGCAGAUUUAGGCUUAAAAGAACGAGGUAGUAAUAGUGUGAUUUAUUUUUGGAUGAAAACGUAUUUUACUCAAAUAUCAUUACGUUGUGGUGUUUGCCACUUGAGGUAUCCCUUUUAUUUCUGUGUGGAGUGGAUUGAGAGACUAAGUGCAAUAUGUUUGUGUGCAUGUGUGUUGUGUUGUGUUUGUUUGUUUGUUUGUUUGGGGGAGGAUUGUAGUGAAAGGGUAAAUAUGCAUUCCUCUUCAAAUUGUUUGUGUUUGUUACAAAGGAAUCCCAACAAAAGAAUGGCUGCUUGUGUAAGAGAUCAGAGCUAAUCAGUUACAGCUUAAAGAGAUGGUCUGCGUCUGACUUCUUGAAAAAGAUUGUAGAAUGUAAUUGGGACUUUCGCUUCUGUUUGUCUUUUUAUCUUUGUUUGUCUAUGAGAUCUGUAAAUAUAGUCGUAACGUCGAGCAGCAUGUACAGAGACAUUUAUAAUCAUGUUAGAGGACACACCAUGGAAAAUGCUUUUGUGAUUGAGUAGCACAUGUCUUGAAAUGCUAAAUCAUUAAAGUUUAUUACAUUAAUCAGAGAUCUUUACAUUAAAUUAUGUGAUGAAUAAAACUUUGACUGAUAA